GUACGGUACCUAUUUAUAAGACAAUCAACGUAUGUGUUUAUCAGAAGUAACCUUGGUAAGAAUAGAACAAGUGUUAAGGUCAAACUAAUUCGAUUGGAGUUCAUUGCUCUUUGCAAAACUGCGCUGCAUUUUUCUUAUCGCAAUAACGAGGUGUUUAUUUUAAAAAUUGUUCCAAUACUUUGGUUUUCAAGUGAAAUUCAUCCCGCUUUGUCUUUAUCAUAAUAGUACCUUGACUACCAACAGAUCAGGUCGUUAAUGGAUCGUUGAUAAUUAUGUUGGAAAAAGUUUAUGGUAAAAAUUUCUUUGUAGUGAAAUUCGUCGGCUUGCCUCGAGUGUUCGGUUGUUUUCCGUAUAUGUGCAUCCAUAAUUCGUGGAUUGUAACUCGUGACGGUGAUAAUGUUAUGGUAGCGUGUCCGCUGCGAAGUAAAGUGUUAUUAAAUAUUUACCCUUCGAUGGUUUUCGCAGUGUACUCGGCGACUUUGGAGUAUGGAACAGAUGAUGUUAACGAGGGGAUGCAGUUCCUGCGAGGAAAAAUGACUGAAUACGUACAAGAAUUUUUAGCGAGUGAUUUUGAGGAAACAACGUCGAUAUUACGUCAACUUUUGCAAAAGUAAUUGCAUUUAGUCUUUAUUUUUACAAUGUUAUGGCAUAGCAACAUAUUUUUUUUCUGAAUAAAAUGUUUAUAAAUCAGCUUAUCUGGUCUUUUAUAUUUCCAUAGACGAAAUCACAUAUCUAUGCAUUGACGACGUUAAAUAUUCUUGUCUGCACUUGGGAACAGUUUUUUCGUUAACCUUUCAAACUCAUUGAUUGUCUCCCAAAAUUGUCUGAAUAAAUGUAUUUCAAUGGGUCACAUUUGAGUUGGAAAUGAAGUAGACUGUCUGGAAGCGGGCACAUAUAUAAGCCCGAUGAUAAUUUUCAAAGUAUUUCUUUCUGAUCCGAAGAUAGACACAUACGUUUUGUGAAAUGAGAUCAACGCUGAAAAAUAAGGUGAGUUUAUGUUUUUGUGCUGUGAUAAGUUUAACAAAAGUGAAUUAGCUUUUCAAACGAACAUAUGCACCUUCCAGAACACACACAAGCUGGUGGUAAAACAAUACCUGGUCGUGAAGUUCAUAGGCAGCCUUGAACACCAAAAUGGAUUGAGAUGCAUUUCAAGUAAUUGGCUUGACUCAAUUUUGGAUAAGAUUGUGUUUGUACGCUAUCCACCUUCAGAUAUAAAGGAGAACAUGCUACGAUACCUCGAGGAGAACUUUCCAGUGUUCUUUCAUUGGAAAACUUACCUGGCUACCUUGUACUAUCAAACAGAUAACCUCGGAGACGCACUACUCUACGCGUUGCAUUACACACCGCCUAACGAAGCUCAAUCCCCGCCGAUAUCAACAAUUACCACCAACAUUAAAAAUACUGUUGUUAAUGAGUCGUUUUUUGACAUAUCUACUGCUAUCAGGGAGCUUAAAUUGGCGGAACAAUUUAAGAUCAUUCGACCAUUAGUCGUCAGCAUUCUCCGAUCAAUUGAUCUGUACAGUGAGAAAUAUAAAAGCCAAUUACAAGCUCGCCGCAAUAACCCUGACUACGAAUAUCUUAGGACACAGACUUAUACUUAUGCCAAGUUUUUGCAAGCCAAAAUAAGCGGCUAUACAAAUUCGAGCUGGACAAAUGCUAUUAACGGAAUAAACUUGCUAUCGACGUCUACGUCAGCUAAGCCUGGCGUCAACUCUGCUAGCAACGAAAUUAGCAAUGAAAUUGAAACAGCGAUCAAGCAACUAUUGUUUAUUAUAUAUGCUGGUUCAGAGUAGAUGUUGACAUGUGAUGAUGCAUUUCUUUUAAUAUUAUUAAUAACGUUUUUUAAAAUAAAAAAAAUUUUUAUGUUU
This is a messenger RNA of Cotesia glomerata, 1868 nucleotides long. RefSeq lists its product as uncharacterized. NCBI's taxonomy places the organism in Eukaryota, Metazoa, Arthropoda, Insecta, Hymenoptera, Braconidae. The record is from RefSeq and is a predicted model, not a curated record. The coding region runs from base 996 to 1793 and encodes 265 amino acids. The transcript is spliced from 3 exons.